GCUUUGAUGCUGGCUUGUGAAGCUGGAGGCCUUAACAUUGUGGAAACCUUGAUUAGAAAGGGUGCUGACUUCAGCCUUGUAGAUGCCCUUGGACAUGAUGCCCUACAUUACUCGAAGCUCUCUGAGAACGCCGGGAUUCAGAGCCUCCUCCUGUCGAAGAUCUCUCCAGAUGCCGAUAUGAAGUCACCAACAAAGCCAAAGCAGCAUGACCAAGUCUCUAAAUUAAGUUCAGAAAGAAGUGGAACUCCAAAAAAACGCAAGGCCCCACCUCCUCCUAUCAGUCCUAUCCAGGAAGAGAUCAGCUCCAUUCAGCGAGAUAACAAGGAUAGACUGAGUGACAGCACUACAGGUGCUGAUAGCUUACUGGAUAUAAGUUCUGAAACUGACCAGCAAGAUCUGCUUGUAUUGUUGCAAGCAAAAAUUGCUUCUCUAACACUACACAAUAAGGAGUUACAAGACAAAUUACAGGAAAAAGCACCUAGAGAAGCAGAAAUGGAUUCCACCCUAGAUUCCUGUCAUUCCACCCAAACAGAAUUUGAUCAGUCAGUGGACAAACAAAGUCAAACCUCAGCUCAGGAGCUAAAAUCAUCCUCAUUAAAUCCAACACAAAUUCAAGAGAAGUCAACAAACAAUGAGGUAAAAAUUAGGCAUCUACAAGAAGAUUUAAAGGAUGUACAGAGGAAAUUAGAUAAUUCUGAAGCAAAAAGAAAGUACUUAGAGACCCAACUUCAGUCUAGAAUCCCAGAAACAAUUCAUUUAAACAGUGCAGAUAUUUCAGAGAACAGCUGUGAUCUUAGCCAGAAACUUAAAGAAACCCAAUGCCAGUAUGAAGAAGCUAUGAAAGAGGUCUUGAAUGUACAAAAGCAGAUGAAAUUGGGUCAUGUUGCUUCUGAAAACAAAGAUACUUAUGCAGAUGUCCAUGAACUGAGGGUUACAUAUGAGGAAAUUGAAGUGCUUAAGCAAGAACUCAAGAAAGCUUUAGAGGAAAGUGAAAGGCAUAAAGAGAAAGUGAGAGAGCUACAGGAAAAACUUGAAGAAAGAGAGCAGAAUGUUGCUAGCAGAAUGUCUGUGGAAGAAUGUGAGGAAAUAAAAAAUUCUUAUUGUUCAAUAAUUGAGAACAUUAACCAAGAGAAAGCUUUGUUAAUUGAGAGAUACAAAGAAGGGCAAGAAGAAAUCAAAAGACUACAAGACAAGUUAAAUCAGUUGCAGUUGGAAUCCAGUGAGGAACCUCAGGAGAUGAAAGAAGCAAGGAACAGAAUGAUAGAUGACCUACACAGACAAGUUAGUGAGCUGUCUCGGUUGUACAGAGAAGCACAAACAGAGCUUGAAGAUUACAGGAAGAGGAAAGCAUUAGAGGAUGUAGCUUUGGAAUACAUUCCUAGAGAUGAGCAUGAGAAACUGAUGCGGGUAACAAAUUCAUUGAAAGAUAAAGCUGAAGAUGCAUUAUCUGACAUGAAGUCCCAGUACACACAGGUAUUAAAUGAAGCAGCACAGCUCAAGCAACUGACAGAUAUUCAGAAACAAAACUCUGUACCAGUUGCUGAGCAUCUUGAGGUGGUAACUGCUCUCAGGUGUACGUCAAAGGAAAUGGAGGAAGAAAUAAAUGAACUUAGGGAAGAGCUUAUUAACAAGGAAACUGAGCUAAGAAGUCUGCAGAAGGAAUUGUUGGAGGAAAAAGCUGCAAUUAAUGAAGCAAUGGUGCCCAGAGCUUCAUAUGAAAAACUCCAGUCAUCGUUAGAAGGUGAAAUUAGUAUUUUGUCAUUCAAACUAAAGGAUUUAAUGAAAGAGAAAGAGAAUAUUUCCUUAGAUGCUGCACAAUUGAGAAAUGAAGUUUUGCAAUUAAAAGGGGAAAAAGAAGGUGCUCAAACUCUCCUUGAGGCCAAGGAGCAGGAAAUAAAUGGACUUUACCGUAAGUACCAUCAAGCUCAAGAAGAUCUUCUUGACAUGAAAAGACGUGCAGAAAACUCAUCAAAGCUGGAAGAAGAUAAAGAUAAAAAGAUCAAUGAGAUGUCCAAGGAAGUUAGCAAGUUAAAAGAAGCAUUGAACAGCCUUUCUCAGCUUUCCUACUCAACCAGUGCACCCAAAAGACAAAGCCAACAAUUGGAGGCAUUACAGCAACAAGUGAAACAGUUACAAAAUCAGUUGGCUGAAACAAAGAAACAGCACCAGGAGAUUGUAUCAGUUUACAGGAUGCAUCUUCUCUAUGCUGUGCAGGGUCAAAUGGAUGAAGAUGUCCAGAAAGUGCUUAAACAGAUUUUAACAAUGUGCAAAAGCCAAUCACAAAAAAAGUGAAACAAACUGUUUGUACUGAAUCCUGUUGUGUUGCCAUGGUGUUUAGCUAGGCUCACCUUAACACAAGAUUUUAAAUUGCCUACCUGCUGCUUUUUUUAGUGAGCUGGAUUUCUCUCUGCCAAUCUUCCUGUUCGAUCUAUGUACUAUGACCUAACGCAUCUGCACAUCUUCUCCUUUCCCACAAAGUUUUCAGAGUACUGUUUUCAUAUACAAAAUGUAAGUAUUUUUCAGAGCUGUUGUUACUUUGGCCACCCCAGAUGUAAAGUGUGGUCCACAGUGUUGUGUUGUGCUUCACAGCUUCCUUCUUCAAUAUGGAGAUGUUUUCAGGGAGGGCUACAGGUCCUAGCAUGCAACACUCCAUCUUGACACAAAUAGUCACACCUCCUGAGUAAAGGUGAAGUUCUCCAUUCUGAGUCCUGCUCCUAGAUAUUGAAAAGGAGAUGGAGCGAUCUAGUCUGCUCAGUGUUUUUGCCCUUAGGCUCCUAGCAUCUUGCCAGAUGUGAUCUUUCGUUGGGCAAAGUUCAUUCACCCAUGUAGUAAUGAACAAAAGCAGAUAUUUGUGCGGAAUUUUGCUUAGUAAGCCAGAACAGCAAGCAACUAAAUUUACCUGUAAUUUGUUUUAUGUUUAACAAGAUUAACGUGGAUUACGAGUUACCAUGCCCAUUGUACACUGAGUACGUAAAAUCCAUGCUGUACAUCUUUAUAUUUAAUUGCAUUGUCUCAGUAUUGGACUCAAUAGUUUAUAACAUAAACAAAACUCAUUUAGAAUGUAAAACCAUAAAUCAGAUGAACCUCAGAAGUUCUGUACAAAAUAACUCUUUUAGGUAGGUCAAGCUGUCUAUGCAAAUAUUCACACUACUGUUGGCCAUGGAGCUCAGGAAAAAAAACCCAUAUACUUCAAGGGAAACAAGGGAUUCUAGUGAAUGCAGGAUGUUUACAGUGAGCGUCAAUGCCUCACAGUUCCUAACCUCACUUUUGUAAAGAUCUGCUCUUCAAUAUAUUUUUAUUGGCCCUCCAAUGAAAUUUUUUUGUAACCAGAUCAUUUUGCUACAUGAUGUUUGCAUUAAACUAUAUUAACAAAUAUUUUAGGUAACCGUGGUUAAGGCUCUGUUUUUACCCAAAGUAUUCAGCUAGACUAGAGUAAAGCAUAGUGAAGUAUUGUCAGCUCAGAAACUGUAUAAAAUAAUAGAUCUGUCAGCAUAUCCAAGAGCAUUGAAGUGUAAAUGACAAUUCAUCCUGCUAUUUCAUCAAAUGCAGGAAUACAUAAUACAUUUGUGCUGUCAUCUAACAAUAAUUUCUACGAGUUUCUUGGGCAGGAGAAGGCAUCAUUGAAGCCUUUGUCUGUUUUUAAAAAUUAAAAGUAGAAUUGGAAAUGCUUCAUGUGGUAAAAUGACAAUGUAUAAUAGAGAACUAUGGAAGAAUAUUUCUAAGAACGCAGUGCAUUUAAGGGUUAAAACCAUUCUACCUUGCAGUUUCAGUUACUACAUUGGUUUUAUUUCUGUUGAUGGAGAUUUCCAGAGCUACGUAAUCUAUGAAGUUUAUAGACUCCUAAUUUGACAGAAUCUACAGUGCCUCAGGUUUAGGUUUAUUGGACACAUAGUGCACUUACAUCAGAUAAUUCCUAACAAUGAGAGAGCUCAAAUAGAUUAAAAACUUUGCAUCAGUUAGACUUUUCUGUUACUUUUCUUAGGUUGUUUAACUAAUGCCUGUUAAUUUUGGACAGUAUUUUAUAGUUAGACAAUUUGGAAAAUACUCCAAAGAAAUGUGAAAGGACGUCUUUUCUGCAGCACUUAAAAAUUUCAAGCAUGCAAAUGCUGCAAAGUUUAAAACUUGAUGAACCAUUUUGAAGUUUGCUGUUCAGAUUUAGUCUUCUACCUUGUUUUGUUAUGCAUAUUUAUUACAAUUAUCUUUGUGAAAUAUUGAAAAUUAUAUACUAUAGCAUAGCAUUUGUUCUUGUAUGUAAUUUACAAAAUGUUUCCUUAUGCAGCAAAUAAACUAUUUCCAUUUUUUCA
Molecule: messenger RNA, 4304 nt
Organism: Chelonoidis abingdonii (Abingdon island giant tortoise)
Lineage: Eukaryota; Metazoa; Chordata; Testudines; Testudinidae
Source: RefSeq, a predicted model, not a curated record